AUGUCUUUCGUCACACAAGCCGAGAUCAGGUCGUUUGGAGGCAAGCUGGUCAAGCUCCAGCACGACUCCAAGGAAACCCAGACCAAAAUGGAUGUCAACCUUUACCUGCCCGAACAGUACUACGAGCAGCCAGAUUCGAAGUUGCCGGUGCUGGUCUAUCUUUCCGGACUGACCUGUACUCCCAACAAUUGCUCGGAGAAAGGUUUCUGGCAGCCAUAUGCCAACAAGUACGGCUUUGCGGUGGUUUAUCCAGACACUUCUCCUAGAGGAGCCUCGAUCGAGGGAGAGGACGAGAGUUAUGAUUUUGGCAGCGGUGCCGGGUUCUACCUCGACGCCACCGAGGAAAAGUGGUCAAAGAACUACAGAAUGUACUCCUACAUUCUGAAGGAGUUGCUGCCAGGGCUGGCUUCCUCGUACACUCGGCUGGAUUUUGAUAAUAUGUCGAUUACAGGACAUUCCAUGGGAGGUUACGGAGCAUUAAUGUUCUAUUUCAGAAACCCAGGCAAGUUCAAGAGCGUGAGUGCGUUUGCUCCGAUCUCGAACCCGUCCAACUGUGCGUGGGGUCACAAGUGUUUUGGCGGAUACUUGGGCGCGGACAAGUCCAAAUGGGCCGAGUACGAUCCGUCCGAGCUGAUCAAGAAAUACGACGGUCCGGACACCCCGAUUCUGAUUCACACGGGAACUGCCGAUCCGUUCUAUUUCAGAGACCACCAGCUGCUGCCUGAGAACCUUGUCAAGGCGAGCGAAGACUCCAAGCUCAAGGGCAAGAUCGAUCUGCAUUUGGAAGAAGGCUAUGACCACUCCUAUUACUUCAUCUCAUCCUUCACCAAGGACCACGCUGCCCACCAUGCAAAAUACCUGGGUCUGAGCCCUAAGCUGUGA
Ogataea angusta is the source of this 882-nucleotide messenger RNA. RefSeq lists its product as uncharacterized. Gene Ontology annotation, molecular function: S-formylglutathione hydrolase activity. The record is from RefSeq and is a predicted model, not a curated record. The transcript has a single exon. Gene Ontology annotation, cellular component: cytosol. NCBI's taxonomy places the organism in Eukaryota, Fungi, Ascomycota, Pichiomycetes, Pichiales, Pichiaceae. Gene Ontology annotation, biological process: formaldehyde catabolic process. The coding region runs from base 1 to 882 and encodes 293 amino acids.